Larimichthys crocea (large yellow croaker) is the source of this 3312-nucleotide messenger RNA. RefSeq names its product formin binding protein 4 (gene fnbp4). Gene Ontology annotation, molecular function: protein binding. Bases 21 to 2834 code for a protein of 937 amino acids. The transcript has 17 exons. Lineage: Eukaryota; Metazoa; Chordata; Actinopteri; Sciaenidae. The record is from RefSeq and is a predicted model, not a curated record.
AAACAACAAAACAUGACCUCAUGACCCGGACGUGGAUCUUCUUCUUUUGUGCCAGCUCGGAGCAGCCAACCGGAGCUGGAGGAGCCGCCUGCAACAACGACGCCAGACAGCGACGGGAGCAGCAGACAGGCCCUCGGACUGUGAAGACACCGAUGGGGAAGAAAAGUCGCAUCGUCGGGGGAGCGGUCGGUCGGAGAACGAUCCUACAGCUUUCACCCCCCGGGCUUCGCGGGGGGGCCGCCGGAGAGAGAGACGAGGGAGGCUCCGGAUCGGAUGACGAACAGGACGGAGACGGACAGAGAUUUGUGAGAGAAGUGCGCACAAACAUGAAGGCUCCCGCUGUCAAGGCCACAGAGGGCUUGUCUUUGCUCGGAGCCUAUGAAGACAGUGACGAUGAUGAAGCUGGAGACUCUCAGCAUUCAAUGGCAAACUCUCAACGCAUCCAGUCGACUGACAUCGACAGUACCUUGGCCAAUUUCAUGGCUGAAAUUGAUGCAAUCACCACUCAGCCAAGUUCAGACGAUGCGGCGUCUCAUUCCUCAGUUCCAACUACAGCCCCUCCCAGACCUGAAGUCAAUACCCAGCAGCCGGCUGCCAGUGAAGAACAGAAUCAACAAAGCACACAGUUUGAGUACAAUACUCAGUACUCACUCGCUGGAGUGGGUGUGGAGAUGGGAGACUGGCAGGAGGUUUGGGAUGAAAACUCUGGAUGCUACUACUACUGGAACACUCUGACCAAUGAGGUGUCCUGGGAGCUGCCACACUAUCUAGCUGAUCAGGUGCAAAGCCUGGGGCAGUACGCCAACAGCUCUAGUGUCAAUGGAAACGGCACAGCGCAUGCAGGUUAUCACACAGAGGAGAGUGCUGCAUCUGCUGCAGCCCCAACACCAAUGAAAGAGACCAAAGUGAAGGAGGUCAUUGAGAGCGUCGUAGGCCUCACAAGUGAAGAGGAAGAGCGCCGCGGGGUGGCUGCGUCUCUGCUUGGUCCUCUGAUCCCCUCUGAAGUGAAAGAAGCAGAAGAAAAGUGGAGAAAAAAACUGCUCAAAGGUUUGGAUGAGCCUGAGAACAGUUUGGAUUCAGAUGGAGAAGGUGUUCGCCCUGUAGGAUCCCCCGCCAUCUCUCAACAGGACCCCGAGCCAGUCCCUACUGUCCAGAAAGAUCUUAGCACCAAGAAGCAGUCAAGAGACAACUCAGAUGCUGAGGAGGAGACAGAGGAGGAUACAAUGGACCUGGAACUGGCUCUGGAGAGGAAAAAGGCUGAGCUACGGGCUCUGGAGGAGGGUGAUGGGAGCGCAGGAGGCUCCAGUCCUUGUUCUGAGACGAGCCAAGAAGCCUCUGGGGCCCGUGCUCCUCAAGUGAAGAAAAACCGGUGGAAGACGGCCUUUCCCUCUGCGGCCAGCCCUGACUCGAACAGCAGAGGUUCAGACCAGCAGGACAACACAGAGACAGUCGUGGAGAGUGUUGCAGAAGGAGAAGACAAGGAAGCGGACAGUUCUGAGGAGAAAACAAAACCUGCAGUUAAAGAGGAGGUGGAAGCGCCUGAGCUCAAAGUGGAAACGCCUGAGCUCAAGUUUCAGAUUGGACAACUGGCUAACACCUUAACCAGCAAGAUGGAGUUCCUGGGGAUAAACAAAAAGGCGAUCUCAAACUUUCAGUUGCUUCUGCUACAAACUGAGACUCGGAUUGCUGACUGGAGGGAAGGCGCUCUGAAUGGGGUCUAUCUUCGCCGCCGACUACAAGAAGCUGCAGAACACAUAAAAUAUUACGAACUUAACGCCACCCCUAAAGGCUGGUCCUGCCACUGGGACAGAGAGCACAGGCGGUAUUUCUAUGUAAACGACCGGACCAGUGCCUCCCAGUGGGAUUUCCCAACAGAGGAGGAUAAGAACGAAGAUGCGAAGGGCUGCCAAGCUACCCAGACACAGAUGUCCAGCCAAGAGGAUGCCAAAUCCUCUGCCCCCGCUGGAGGGCUCACAGGAUCCACGUUUGCUUCUGCUGCUCCACCAGCACCUCCUCAGCCCAGUGCAUCGUCCUUCUGGCCUCCAUCUCAACCUCCUCUUCCUGCCAGCCCACCUCCGCCACCAUCCAGCUACCCCCCGCCUCCACCUCUUCCCCCAGACUCACCACCUCCACCUCCUCCCCCUCCUGACAGCGAUGGAGAGAUCAUGGAGGUGGAGAUGGAAAUGGAUGAUGAUAACGACGGGGAGCCUCCGGCCCCUGGUACUGAAGAAGACGGCAGUGGGAGGCCUCCUUUACCUCCUGGUACUGCUAGCAUGAAGAUUGUGGAGUCUGCUCCCUUUGGGAAGGGUCAGAAACGUAAAGCCGGUCAGCUGAAUAAAGCUAUUAUAGGCAGCAGUCCCAUUCUCUACACCCAGCCUGCUGCCAGUGCAGCUCCUAUUAUGUCAGCAACUGCCUACUGGGGUGUGCCGGCUGUCGCUGCCCCUUUGGUCCCUUGUGAACCUCCACCCCCACCUAUCCCAGCCCUACCUCCUCAACCACCACUCCCACCAUCCCAGCCACCGUAUGAACCUCCCGGAGCCAAAGCUCUGCCCACAGACAAGACCAAGAAAGUGAAAAAGGAUAAGUCAAAGAAGAGUAAAAUCAAAAUGCCUUCGCUGGUGAAGAAGUGGCAGAACAUCCAGAAGGAGCUGGAUGAGGAGGAGAAGAGCAGCUCAAGUGACGAGGACAGGGACCAGCUUAACAAGAAGAGUAUCGAGGAGUGGAAACAACAGCAGUUUGUGACAGGAAAAGCGUCAAAGAACGCCAACUUUGAGGCACUUCCUGAUGACUGGCGGCAGCGACUGAAGAAACGCAAGGUGGCGAAUAAUACGUAACACCUAGCCUGUGUCAUACACCGGCCAGUUGACGUUUUCCACUCCUUUUAUUAUAAGGUCAUCCUCCCCCAGCUUAAGUUUUGUUUUUAUGAUCUCUGGACUGUCGUUUUCUUGAUGGAGACAUUUAGAGGCCCUUACAUGGCAGGCCAUCACCAGAAGGGUUUGAUGUCAUUUUCACGUUUUUGUAGCCACUGUUGUAAAUGUGCCAAAUGUCUUGAGUUCAUCAGAAAUACUUCAUCAUUUUGUAUAGACCCCACCUAGAUGAUGUUUGGAGGGAUUGUCUAUUUUAUUGAGCAUUUUUACAACUGUGUACAUACAGUGUAUAAUGGGAUACUCCCAUGUUUUUGAAAAGGGGGGAAGUCAUUGAACUUGUACAUUUUGUAAAAAGUUAUUAAACUGUUUUCCAAAGCCAUAUCUGUAUUUGUUUUUAUAUUGUCUGUAUUUUUUAUGCAUUAAAACAAAACUUUUUAAUAGACUA